This is a messenger RNA of Musca domestica (house fly), 2571 nucleotides long. RefSeq names its product protein HBS1. The record is from RefSeq and is a predicted model, not a curated record. Gene Ontology annotation, molecular function: GTPase activity; GTP binding. The transcript has 2 exons. Bases 249 to 2321 code for a protein of 690 amino acids. NCBI's taxonomy places the organism in Eukaryota, Metazoa, Arthropoda, Insecta, Diptera, Muscidae. Gene Ontology annotation, biological process: translation.
UCCGGUGACAGGAAUCGUAACGUAUAGUGGUCAUAAUGUUUGUCAUUUUUGUAUAAUUGUUUUCAAAUGUGUCAAAUGUGUUCACGAGCCCAAGAAUUUCACAAAAUCAGAAAAAUCCAACGAAAGCUUAAUCACUGCAUUUAAUAAAACAAAAUAAACUGAAUUUAUGAAAUCCCCCAGACUUUGCAAAGCUUUGAAAGUAAAUUUUGUUGUUGGUGGAAAGAGGUUACAAGGCGAAGACAAGAAACAUGUCACGUCACAGAAUUGUUCGAAGGAUGGACUACGACGACGAGUACGACGGAUAUGAUGAUGUCUACGGCCACUCCGUCGAUGAUGAUAGCUGUAUAUCGCCCACAGAUGCCCAACAGUGGCUGUACGACCGGGCGAGGGGACAUCAAUCGAUGUCGGCAUUUAUGCGUGACAAUAAAGACAUUGCCGAAGAGGAAGAAGACGAGGAUGCUGAGGAGGAAAAGUCGUAUGAAAAGUCCAGAAGAAAUUCGGAUAACUUUCAGAUGCCUUCAUUGAACGAUUUGGAAAAGGCCCAGUUGACAUCGUGCAUUGAUGAGGUUAGAAGUGUUGUGGGCGAUACCAUAUCCGAGAAACGAAUUGUGGAGACUUCGAUAAAAUUUGCGUAUGAUAUUAAUAAAAUAUUAGAUGAAAUACUAAACGAUGAGACGGAGAACAAAGCUAAACGUAUGCAGAAGGAUGUCACAGCUAAUGUGAUAAGCAAAGCAGCAGUGCCGCCGAAAAUCUUGCUGAGUGAGUUGGCAGAUAGAAAAACAUCUGCCCCUGCGACACCAGUUGUUAAGGUCACAGCUGCACAAAGUGAAGUAAAGCGAGGCUUUGAGGUAAGCUCUCCAGCUUUGCCAAGUUCCCCGGCCCUUUCUGGACGCAAUACUCCCGUCGAAUUUGUCGACGAUUCCAAUAAAAAGACUGCAAGUGGUGGUGGCGGAGUUUUGGAUGCAAAUGUUUUUAAGGUUUCCAAAGAACAAUCGCAGCGUGAUGCCAAACAAUUAUACGUCAAGGAGCGUUCCGAUCAAAAACAUAAUUUCCACAUGAUUGUCAUUGGACAUGUGGAUGCUGGCAAGAGUACGUUAAUGGGCCAUUUGUUGUACGAUACCGGCAAUGUUUCGCAACGAGUUAUGCACAAACAUGAACAGGAGUCCAAGAAAUUGGGCAAACAAAGUUUUAUGUAUGCCUGGGUAUUGGAUGAGACUGGCGAGGAGAGAGCAAGAGGUAUCACCAUGGAUGUUGGACAUUUCCGUUUCGAAACGGAAACGAAAAUAAUCACACUUCUUGAUGCUCCAGGCCAUAAGGAUUUUAUACCCAAUAUGAUAUCAGGUGCUACACAAGCGGAUGUAGCCCUAUUGGUUAUUGAUGCCACCCGAGGAGAGUUUGAGUCUGGUUUUGAUUUAGGCGGUCAAACACGAGAACAUGCCAUCUUGGUGCGUUCACUGGGCGUCAACCAAUUGGGUGUUGUAAUUAACAAACUCGACACGGUAGACUGGUCCAAAGAACGUUUCGAUGAAAUUGUUCAAAAACUCAAAGUUUUCCUUAAACAAGCUGGCUACAAAGAAUCCGAUGUAACAUACACUCCAUGCUCAGGAUUGACUGGAGAGAAUCUCGCCAAACCAGCCACCGAGCCUGCCCUUAAAGCCUGGUACAAAGGUCCACAUCUAUUGGCUGUUAUAGAUAAUUUUAAAAUUCCUGAACGCUCUGUGGACAAGCCAUUUCGUAUGUCUAUUUCGGAUAUAUUUAAGGGUACAUCUUCAGGAUUUUGUAUAUCGGGUCGCAUAGAAACCGGUGCCUUGUGUGUCAACGAUCGCGUAUUGGUGGGAGCUCUCAGAGAACAAGGUCAAGUCAAAAGUCUGCUCAUAGAUGAAGUGCCACAAAACAAUGCCUUUGCCGGGGAUCAAGUGGCCAUUACACUGUCAGGAAUUGAUGUAAAUAACAUUACUGUGGGAGGCAUUAUAUGUGAUCCGCAGCAUCCAAUACCGGUGACGACACGUUUUCAAGUUCGUCUGCUAAUUUUCAAUAUUAAAGUACCAAUUACAAUUGGUUUUCCGGUGCUAUUGCAUCAUCAGUCACUUAUCGAACCAGCUGUUAUUAGUAAACUAAACGCACAGAUACACAAGGGUACGGGGGAGGUUAUUAAGAAAAAACCACGUUGUUUGGGCAACAACACCUGUGCCCUGAUUGAACUGGAAACAACAAGACCCAUAUGUAUAGAACGUUAUUCGGACUUUAAGGAAUUGGGUCGCAUAAUGUUACGUGUUUCAGGUGUUACAAUUGCAGCUGGUAUGGUAACAAAAAUACGUUGAACGCGACGAGUAACAUCGUAUAUGCCGAUCGUAAUCGUUACCUUUUCUAUACGAAGAAAACGAAAAUGCUUUAUUUUCUUGUUUUGCAAAAAGUAUAUUAUUUUGUUUCUUUUCUUUUUUUUUUUUUUGUAAUUGAUCGUUAAAUUUUUGUAACGAAUUUUUGUAUUUUUUUAAAUUGUAAUUUUAGUUUUUGCCCAAAGUGUUGGCCAAUUUAAGUAAAAUAAAAUUAACAAUAAAAAUGCUAAUCAAU